Poecilia latipinna (sailfin molly) is the source of this 1491-nucleotide messenger RNA. RefSeq names its product trace amine-associated receptor 1-like. Gene Ontology annotation, cellular component: membrane. Gene Ontology annotation, molecular function: trace-amine receptor activity. Lineage: Eukaryota; Metazoa; Chordata; Actinopteri; Cyprinodontiformes; Poeciliidae. The record is from RefSeq and is a predicted model, not a curated record. The transcript has a single exon. Gene Ontology annotation, biological process: G protein-coupled receptor signaling pathway. Bases 490 to 1434 code for a protein of 314 amino acids.
UUUCUUCCAAAGUAGCAAAUGCUGUCAAAUCCAGAAAUAAAGAAAUAAUAAAUCUGGUUUAUUGUGUGUCACAUCAUUUAAAAUGUAUAAAAUAGAAAUUCAGUUCGACAACUUGCUUAUCUUUGCUUUAUGGUAAUAGAUUAUUCAUAUAAGUGUAGUAAAGAUACAAAGCAUAUCAGAAAAACAUUAGCACUAACAUGUGAAUUGUUCCUUAUUGUGACACCAGGGAACAUGUCACCUUGGAUACAAAAGAACUCCUGGCAACAUCCACAAUAUGAACCCAAUGAACACAUAAACAUGGAACAAUAAAUCUAACACAUGGAUGCACUUCAGUCAUGAAGACACCAAGGACACAACUCUCCAAUCUGACUUACACUGAAUCACAGAGAGCACUGAAUUGUCUGUUAUGUCUGCCGAUGAAAGCAAGUGAAUUUGUUUUUGUUGAUCACUUUUUACUAUAUUAAUUUGUUUUAUAACAGAACUGAAAACAUGGUUGAAGAUCAUCGUGUCUGUAAUGAAUCAGCAGAGCUGCCUGGACAGACUGUGACCUCUCAUGCAUUUAAUGUUUUUGUCGUUUCUUUGUCACUUCUGAUAACAUGUGGAAAUCUUCUUGUAAUCAUCUCUGUCAUUUACUUCAAGCAGCUCCACACUCCAACAAACUACCUCAUCCUCUCUCUGGCUGUGACUGACCUGCUGGUUGGGACUUUAGUUUUACCUUUCAGCACAAUAUUGUCUCUGAGUUCAUGCUGGAAUUCAAGUUAUUUACUCUGUAAAAUGCGAGGCCUGUUUGAUAUAUUACUGUGUGCAUCGUCUAUUUUAAAUUUGUGCUGUAUAUCCAUUGACAGAUAUUAUGCAGUGUGUCAUCCUUUAACAUAUUCAAGUAAAAUGAACAUUCGUGUUACUGUGACUCUGAUCCUGGUGAGCUGGUCUCUUUCAGCUCUGCUUGCUAUAAGCAUCACAGCACGUGGGAUAAAUCAAGAAAAUCUCAGCAGGAGGUGUAAUUUAUUUACAGCUACAAAACAAUUCAGUCCGGAAACAAUUUUUGAAUUUUACAUUCCAGCUAUUAUAAUUUUAUCAAUCUAUCUUAAGAUUUUCAUGGUGGCAAAGAAGCAGGCAAGACAAAUCCAGAACACUAUGAAGUCUGAAGCAGCUCUCAGUAAGAUGGAGAAUAAGGCCAACAUAACUCUGGCUAUAGUGCUGGGAGUCUUCCUCGUAUGUUGGACUCCUUUCUUUUUAUCCAUAGGUUUUUACAGUAUGGGAAUAGUCACAAUACCAGUUGCAGCCAUUGAAGCAUUUAAGUGGUUAGGAUGGUCCAAUUCUAUGUUAAAUCCUCUGGUUUAUGCUUUUUUCUACAGGUGGUUCAGACGAGCUUUUACUAUGAUCAUUUCUGGUCAAAUAUUUCAAGGAGAUUUUUCCAAUACAAAAUUAUUGUGAUAUAUGCAUAAUUAUGUUAAUGGGUUUUUAUUAAUAUUUUGUUUCUGUUAUUUCUGU